Messenger RNA from Neoarthrinium moseri, 1539 nucleotides. RefSeq lists its product as uncharacterized. The transcript has a single exon. NCBI's taxonomy places the organism in Eukaryota, Fungi, Ascomycota, Sordariomycetes, Amphisphaeriales, Apiosporaceae. The record is from RefSeq and is a predicted model, not a curated record. Bases 1 to 1539 code for a protein of 512 amino acids.
AUGGCGUACGUCCUUCAUCGGCCCCAGCAGCAACCCGAUGCCAUGUCGCCGCCGGAACCAGAUACACCACCUCGGCCACGUCCUCAAUCUCGCCAUCUAGAACUUCAUCCUCCCCCUUUCCAUCCCCACCAGCCGCCUUCGUCCCGCCAUCCUCCGCCCUUGUCCAAGUCUCCAAACCCUCGUCGCCACUCUCUUCCUUUCUUCACAUUUCCUCACCUCUCCCAGCCCAACACCUCCAGCAUCUCGCUCGUGCCCUCCACUGCUGAGGGGAAACCAAUUCCUCUCGACGACGCCACCACGGCAGAUCGGACGAGCGCACUACGGGAACUCAAUCGCUCCCAGCCGUCCGCCCGCCAUCGCUAUACUAAGAGCAGCGGCGCUCCCAGCACUGCUACGACGACGACCACCGGUACCUACUCUCAGCCCGUCAUUGUGCGGACGUAUUCGGGCCCUCCCCCUUCCUCCACAGGCAGCCGGCCAGCAAGCCGUCGAAUACCUCUGUCUCCAGCGUCGGUCAUACCCAACACGUCUAAUUGGCGGCCCGGUCGUAAUGGCAUGGUACUGAGCAUGGCGCGCCACCAGGGCCACAAGAAGUCACAGCGGGGUGAAGAUGCCAAGCUGCCACCUCUCGAGGCCUUUAGCUUCAAGAGUAUCAUGGCAGACAUUCAACAGGACAUUGGUGCAGACUUGGACCGGAUAGCUGAGAUCUGCGCCAGGUCCAAGUACUCGCUCAGCAACCAGUACGAGGUGCACGUCGCACCACACGGGUCGGGGGCCAGCUUCCUGGCGUCUGCGCCUAGCUCUUCGAGAAACCAUGUUGCGGGUGGGCCAACGCUGCAGGCAAUCUCGAGCGACGAUGAGCGUAGCAGCACAAGGCACAAGAAACGGCGGAGUGGGCCGCGGCGACGGAGCGCGGCCUAUGGUACUCUGGAAACCAUCAUGAGCUCGAGCCGUUCUUCUGAGGAAGACAAGAGCAAGAAAAAGUCGGCACAAGAAUUAGCAGACGAUGUCCGAGGCCGGACCUCGAGGCAUCCUAAUACAGAAAGUAGUACCUCACAGAGCGGUACCGGUCAAUCCCAAGAUGGGAAGAAAGUUGCUCGCAAGAAGUCGACAUCAUUUGCGACCGCUAUGUUGGACACUGCGUCUCCACGUGCAUCUGGGAAUGCUCUGGUAAGCGAGCCAGCAAAGCCCAAGACCUCGAGAAGUCACCUCGAGAUCAGAACAGCUCAGGAGGAUCUUGCGGCAGAAAACUAUACCCACGAGCCACCUGGCGAGCCCUCGCAGCCUGUCGUCUCCGACUCGGUAGCUGCUGCGGCAAUCGCCAGCCCGGACGAACCAAGGAGCUCGUCGGGGCUUCUCUCGGGUUUAAGUAGCUGGAUACCCUGGCGCGGCGGCUCAUCCGUCACCGAGGUCGCUUCCUCGGAGCAGAAAGGUGGUCGGGGGAAGAGUUAUGCGGAGGGAAGCUUGAGACAUUUGUUGAAAUCGACAGAUGGCUCUAUCGGGCCGGUAGAUGUCAAAGGGAAAGGCGUCGGACGGUGA